Staurois parvus is the source of this 384-nucleotide messenger RNA. The record is from the annotation of a GenBank genome assembly. Lineage: Eukaryota; Metazoa; Chordata; Amphibia; Anura; Ranidae.
ACUGGACAUAGCGGGAGCGAGCUUUUGUACCCAGCGUUGGAGAACAGGCAAGCAGUGGAGUUUAAAAAACCAAAGGCUUACUACAUUGUCUUCUGUACAACAUGCCACCUUGGCGGAUUCUGUCCACUGUGUUGGGACAAUAGGCCAGAGCUGAGUCCACAAUCACGCUUUGUAACUGGAUUCCAUAGCCAGGCUGUGAUGGAAGUCCCUGACUGGAAGUUUCAUCUACUGGAGCGGAAAAGAAAAGAAGAGGAAGAGGCAAAGAGGAAAGAAAGGGAAGAGGAGGAAAGACUUGCCAAGAUGCCUGCCUGGAAAAGAGAGAUCAUUCUACGACGCAAGGCCAAAGCUGAGGCAUCAAUGUUGGAGAAUAAAGUUGAAUUGGAA